This is a messenger RNA of Penaeus monodon (black tiger shrimp), 1216 nucleotides long. RefSeq lists its product as uncharacterized. The record is from RefSeq and is a predicted model, not a curated record. The transcript is spliced from 6 exons. The coding region runs from base 237 to 734 and encodes 165 amino acids. Lineage: Eukaryota; Metazoa; Arthropoda; Malacostraca; Decapoda; Penaeidae.
AUUUAUACCAUAACGGCAUAACACUGCAUUCAUGCCACAUCUGUCAAUUACAGCAUAUGAGAUAAAGCUAGCAUUAUAUCGACCAGAGCAUAGUGGAUGGGCGUAGCAGAUAAGGAAGAUAGGAAAAACUGAUUAUGGUCAGGUCAGCCAACCUAUCGAAAGUCAGUGUGUCGCGCGGAUGGCGUUGUGUUGUUUGAAUAGAACGGUUUGAUGAGUGUUUGAUUAAUAAUUUUACAAUGGAAAUGGCCCGGUCAAAGUCGACAGGCUGCUGUUCCAUUCCUUCCCUCAAAGUGUCCACCAUCGUCUUGGGUUCCAUAGGCUUUAUCCUGUGGGCCGCCGCCAUCGGCGCGACAACCUAUAUUACCUUCGAUGUAAUGAGUGGAGCUUACUUGCAGCCUUUCCCAAUCUUGAUGGCUGGAAUAAUUCUUGUAGGCGUCAACAUCGCCUACAUAUAUCAGACUUCCCUGAUCAUUCUCACCCUUACAGAAAGCAAGAGGAUAUCGCGUGAGGUCGUCGAAUCAGUAAGGGGCAACACGGCUCGGCUCGUGGCCUUCUUGCUGGUUGGGUUCGCCGAGUGGGUGACGAGCGUCGUUUUCUAUGUCAUGGAAGGGAUGGACCGGCUUGAGUACAUUACGCUCUUCGGAUGUAGCUUUUCUUUCGUGUGGACUGUAGUGGUGGCAGCUGUGGCAGGAUCACUGACGCAUGUGGCAAAGAAUUUGUUACAGCCAAUUUGAAGUGAUAUGAUCCCACUAUUCACUGCAGAACAGAGGCAGGGAUGAGCACACGCCACAAGAUCAUUUUCCAUUGGCCGAGACUUAUUAUUCUUCACCCGAACAAUUCGAAACACGAGACAAAAUGUAUCACAGGCAGAAGGAAACUCGCCCAAAGAAACCCACCUACGCCCAAUCUAUGCCUGGAACGUGGGCUACGCCUGUGCACGGGCGGGUAUCAUCGUGGGCGAAUGAUCAUUAGUUACCGGACUCGCUAUUCUGUAAUCGUGAGUCCAAGUUUACGGAGCAGUGUAGCAACACUUCAUAUGUAUUUUCUAUUUAUCUGUUCCUCUCUCUCUGGUCUCCUUUUUGUGACAUUUUUUAUAAUAAAAGGUUUAUAUUACUGUAAAUCGAAAAUUAUUAAAUCAAUAAUUCUAAAUAUAAAACUUAAAAUUAUUCUCAAUUAACUAUAUAUUCUCAAAAUAUAUCAUAUCACAAUCUAAAUA